UGAGUGAGUGUAGUACUAAAAUAGAAGCUGGAAGCUGCUCUCUCUCUCUCUCUCUCUCUCUCUCUCACACACACACACAAAUCUCCAUGACUUCUACCGACGUCCGACGAUCCUCCCGCCGGAGCCCGUCUUUCUCUUCCACUUCUUCAUCGUCGAUAGGAUCAAUCUCCUUCUUCCUCCACGAUUCUCCACCUCCGGCCACUCCACUUCGCUACUUUUCCGGCAUCCCCUUUUCUUGGGAACAAUUCCCCGGAAUCCCAAAGAAAAACAACACCCACACAGAUUCAUCACACAGUCUCCUCCCAUUGCCUCCUUCUGGCAACUCCUCUCGAAAAUCCUUUGGAAAAAGCAUCAAGAAAUACAGCACCAGUGACAGCUUCCACAAAGAUCCAUUUUUUGCAGCUUUUGUGGAGUGUUCAAAGGAUGAUGAUCAUGAGCUCGUAAAGGUUACAAAAAGCCGGUCAGGUGAUCGAUCUGGGCUCGCUAGCGUAUACACCUCCUGCAAGAGAACCUGUGAGGUGGCUGAGUCGAUCGUUUAUCUUCCAAGAUCACGUGCUGGUGGUUACUUUUACCGAUGAAUCUUGCUUCAUGGUAUCAUUACAACCAACCUAGCUUUGUUAAAAAUGAAGGCAAUAAUACUGGAGGCCAGUCCGAUUUGUGGAUUGCCCGAUGGCCAUUUUACUUAAGAUUUCAUUCACAUGUGAAUUGCUGUAACUUAUGGAAUUAAUGCACAUAUGAUUGAACUUCAUAACUUAUGAAAACCAUAUUCUUAUGUGCACCCAUCAUCCAACUAUAUAUACAUGAAUCUUCAACUCUUAAUUAGGGUUUCAUGUUAAUCAGAAAAAUGUCAAAUUUAGUUGGGGUUUGUUGAAAUCCAUUGGUGUAUUGUUAAUUAAU
Molecule: messenger RNA, 897 nt
Organism: Cynara cardunculus var. scolymus (artichoke)
Lineage: Eukaryota; Viridiplantae; Streptophyta; Magnoliopsida; Asterales; Asteraceae
Exons: 1
Coding region: 87-578 (163 amino acids)
Source: RefSeq, a predicted model, not a curated record